AUGCCACGUCUUACGUUGGACCCGAAUUUGGAAGUGAGGCCGGAUUUCGCGUCAGCGGCAUACGACGCCCUAUGCACUGCCCUCGCUGCAGCAGAAGGAGUCGACAAGGGGGCCAUUGUCGCCCGCCUCUCCGAUGCCUGGAAUGUCGAAAACGACGCCAAGAAGGCCACGUGGGACGAACAAGUUAGGCAGGACGAAGCAGAAGAAGCUGAGGCAGAGCUCGCCCCAGAACGCGAGCAACAGCUCGAACUCGAGGAGCGCAGAAAGGUGGAGGAGACAGAAAGGAAGGAGAAAGAAAAGAAGAGGCCAAAGCUCAAGAACUUUGUCCCCAACAAGCUCGUGGGGAAUACCGUGCAGCUUCGCCCCUCGCGCUACGCCAUCCACAAGCUAGAAGAGCGGGAAUACGUUGAGCUCUAUUAUUUCACCCAGGACGGAUGCAUGGAAGCCUUGAAGAUCGACCGCACCAUCGCUCAGGACGCAUUCACCUUCACCAAGGCCGACGACACGCUUCUACUGAAGCCCAUGGCCUCACACAAGCCAUCCAACAAAGCAAUCCCCGACGAGCAUCUUACCUGGCGCCAAAUGUCGCUCGCCAAGACCACGCUGCUGCACCACAUGUCCCAGGCAGGAUGGAGGUCUUAG
Messenger RNA from Laccaria bicolor S238N-H82, 642 nucleotides. RefSeq lists its product as uncharacterized. The coding region runs from base 1 to 642 and encodes 213 amino acids. The transcript has a single exon. NCBI's taxonomy places the organism in Eukaryota, Fungi, Basidiomycota, Agaricomycetes, Agaricales, Hydnangiaceae. The record is from RefSeq and is a predicted model, not a curated record.